CAUCCAGGAAGCGACUGCUCCCUUGACACUUCACUGUUUAUAAAAUACUGAUUAUGAAACCUGUCGAUUGCAGCUGUAGUGCAGUUGUGGGCUUGUUUACCAUUGUAGUCGUUGUCAUUGCAAUAAUUUUUCAUCACUUGGAAAAUUCGGAGUUAGCAACGUAUCCCAGAAUGGCAUAUGAUAUGAAGACCCUGGAGGAGAAUUUCAGGCAAACAAAUAAAACUUGUUUUAUUGUGGGCGCUUCCGGGGAGACGGGCAAAGAACUGCUGAAAGAGAUUGUAAACGGAAAGAUAUUCUCCAGGAUUACCCUGAUUGGGAGACGACAGCUAACCUUUGAAGACAAAGCGUACGAAAGCCUGGUUCAGGAGGUGGUUGAUUUUGAGAAACUAGACGACUACGCGGCUGCUUUUCAGGGCCACGACGUGGGAUACUGCUGCCUGGGAACAACCAAAGCCAAAGCGGGAACAGAAGGCUUCAUACGCGUCGAUCACGACUAUGUUUUAAAGUCUGCACAGCUGGCUAAAGCAGGAGGCUGCAGCCAUUUCAACCUGGAGUCCUCCAAAGGAGCUGAAAAAGGCAGCAGCUUUCUCUACCUGAGAGUAAAGGGAGAGGUAGAGGCGGAUGUUGGGGAACUGGGGUUCGAAAGGUAUUCGAUCUUCAGGCCUGCGGUGCUGAUGGUGGACCGGCAGGAGUCCAGGCCGGCAGAGUGGUUGGCCCGGAAGUUUCUGGUGCCUCUGUCCGCUGUGUUCCCCACUGCCAUGUCCAUUCCCCUCACAUCGGUGGUGAGAGCCAUGGUGCUCAACACACUCUUGGAGAGCAAGGAGAAGGUGGAGAUCCUGGAGAACAAGGCCAUUUACGAGCUGGGAAAAGCCACAUGAGACAUAAGAACACAAAACUCCAUAACCCUACACUCCCAACUGCCAGUUUCUGAAACCAAAUUGUUUAUUUUUUUUACAUUAAAAAAAAACAUUUUUUUUUUUUGUAUAUGAGUCUGUGAGUAUACAGAGUCAGAGAGUACAGAGUAUACAGUAACCUUUGUUAGAGUUCAGUUAACACUGGUCAUUUUACUGUAUGAGAAAUAACACUGGCAAUCAGGAGCUUACGGUUAUGGGGUUUUGUCUGUAUGGCGUGUUGUUCUGAGAUAUGAAGCUUAAAGCGCUAUAUGGCAGCUCUGUUUUUCUUCCAUCUGUGAUAACAUGUAUAAACAAUCAUUUCAGCCGUUUCAUCUGCUGUGUUGUACUGCAAAAUUACUACUGUCAAAUAAUCUCUUGGUAAAAUCUCACAUAAAUUUGCACGAAAAUAUUGUCUGAAAUCAACUCUUAAAAGUCAAAAGGGGAUGCUAUUAGAAUUGAAAAAUACUCUCAAGAUUUACCUGUUCUAAGUUCUUUAAAUGUUUAAUUUCUGCUUUUUCUUCAUGGCAGUUUCAGUUCACACUUUGUCUGGGUAGGAACAGGAAUGGAAAUGAGUGCCUUUUGAUAAUAAUGUAUACAAAAAUGUGUGUUUUGUGUCAUAACUGAACUAAAAUGGCAGGUAUAAUCCCCUCCAGAAGUAUUGGAACAGCAAGGCCAAUUCCUUUGUUUUUGCAAUACACUGAAUACAUUUGGGGUUGAGAUAAAAAGAUGAACACGAGACAAGCGUUCAGAAUUUCAGCUUUUAUUUCCUGGUAUUUACACCGAGAUGUGUUAAACUACUUAGAACAUAGCAGCUUUGGUAUCAGACCACCCAAUUUUUAGGUGAGCAAAAGUAUUGGAAGAGAGAGUAUUAAGUAAAUGAAAGUAAAAUAACAUUUUCACUAACUCUUAUUUUGUGAUGCUUUUCCAGGCUACUGUUUCAGGCGGUUUUUCCCUUCAAUCUCCUCUUCUGGACGUGGAAUGAAUGCUCAAUUGUGUUAAGAUCUGGUGAUUGACUUGGCCUGUCUAAAACCUUCCACUUUUUCUCCCUAAUGAAGUCCUUUGUUGUGUUGGCAGUGUGUUUUGGGUUAUUGUCUUGCUGCAUAAUGUAGUUCCUCAAUUAAUUUGGAAGCAUUUCUCGGUAACUUGACAGACCGAAUGUUUCUGAAUUCAUCCUGCUUCUACCAUCAGUUACAUCAGCAAUAAAGAUUAGUGAGCCCACUUCAGAGGCAGCCAUGCAAGCCCAAGCCAUGACACUUCCUCCACGGUGCUUCACAGCUCAUAUGUUUUUGGGUCAUGAGCAGAUCCCUUCUUUUUCCACAGUUUGGCCUUUCCAUCACGGAGGUUAAUCUUCAUCCCAUCAGUCCAUAAACCUGUUCCAGAACUUUUGUGGCUCAUCUCUGUACUUCUUUGCAAAUUGUAAUCUCGAUUCUUACCACUGUGGUUUACAUCUUAUGUUAUAACCUCUAUAUCUCUGCUCUCUAAGUCGUCUUUGAACAGUUGAUUGAGAUACCUUCUUCCCUGCCCUGUAGAGAUUGUGAUCUCACUGACUGAUGCUUUGGGGGUUUUCUUCACAGCUCUCACAAUGUUUCUGUUCUAAACUGUUGUUUUCCUUGGUCAACCUGUCCAAUGUCUGUUGCUAAGUACGCCAGUGUUAUGUCCUUUCUGUGCAAUGCCUCCGAUCAUUUCCCCCUCUUCAAAAUGGCUUUCUAUUCUCCCAAAGACAGUUCUCUGGUCUUCAUGUUGGUUUAACACUGUGUAUAGCAAAAACAAAGAAAUUGACCUUGCUGUUCUAAUACUUUUAUAGUGGACUGUAUAUACUGCAUAUGUGUCUUUUGCCUUUGACAGCAAAAAUACUAGUUCAAUUGUAUAUGGUGCAUAAAUAUGAUUACAUAUCAAUGUACUGUACCUAUAUUUAUAUUUCUGGUCCAAAUACAUAUAGUAUGAUAUUGAA
Conger conger (European conger) is the source of this 2844-nucleotide messenger RNA. It is a transcript of the gene htatip2, whose product is annotated as HIV-1 Tat interactive protein 2. The transcript has 6 exons. Bases 54 to 878 code for a protein of 274 amino acids. The record is from RefSeq and is a predicted model, not a curated record. Gene Ontology annotation, cellular component: cytoplasm. Gene Ontology annotation, biological process: import into nucleus. Lineage: Eukaryota; Metazoa; Chordata; Actinopteri; Anguilliformes; Congridae.